AAAUUGAAUUUUUUGGCAACAGGAUGGCUACUGCCUGGUGAAUUUCUCACCACAGAAAAAGACAAGCUGUGACUCAAACCAGCAAGGGAGAGAGCAGAAGCUUCCAGACCGUGGGUACACUGAGGACCCAGCCAUGCCUCUUGUUGUUCCUUUGGAGACAAGGCCACACAUGCGCAGAAAAUACAGUCUCCAAGUGGACUACAAACCCCAAAAUGCCCAGAGCCCUUUAAAAAUGGGCGUUCCAACCCGCCCUCUCUCUCUUCUCUCGCGCUCCCCCCUCCUCUUCCCCUUUCGUCUCUUCACUCCCGUUCCUUGUAUGUUACCCUCCCCCAUUAAAGUUUACCCACGUGGGACCCCGCGUGUCUUGUCUCUCCUUCCCCAACCCCGCGCGUCUCGUGUCUCCCCCUCCCGAACAACACCCCCACAUUUAAAAAAUAAUAACAUUUUGGUGCCGUCUGCUCGGGGACCUUCGCGCCCCGGGGCCCUCACCUGAGGCCUCGGCUCUGGGUUUUGGCGCCUCCUGGAGCUCGGGGCCUCCCCCGGGACAAGGUCAGAACCGGACGACCUGCGACCACUCCACGUGUUCCAGCCAUCUCGACACGGCCCUCCCUCUCCAACCGUCAGCGGCUAAUUCAAAAGGAAGGUUACGCUCUGGGAGUCCUAGGUCAUCAACUGGGACCCUCCUUCGCACCUGUAGCCUACCUGUCAAAGAAAAUGGACCUCACCACUCAGGGCUGGGCAUCCUGCAUACGUGCCUUGGCGGCCGCUGAACUUCUGAUUCGUGAGUCAAAAAAACUAACCUUCGGAGCACCCACUACAGUCUUCUCUCAUCAUAACCUGUCCAACCUCUUAACUUACAAAGGUCUACAGACCCUACCCCCUUCUCGAGUUCUUUCCCUUCAGGUGGCACUGGUGGAAGACGCCAGUCUCACAUUUCAAUGCUGCCCACCCCUUAAUAUUUCAAAUCUUCUACCUCAACCUAAUGUAAAUGAUUCCCCAUCUCACUCCUGCGUCGAGGUCCUGGAAGACCUACUGCCUCACCCCUCACAUAUUCAGGAGGGCAGUCUGUCCCAGGCUACUCAUACCUGGUACACGGAUGGCAGCUCCUUUCUAUGUGAUGGGACUCGCAAAGCAGGUUAUGCCAUAGUAUCAGACACGGAGAUAGUUGAGGCAAAGGCACUCCCUGCUCAUACUACUAACCAGCAGGCUGAGCUGAUAGCUCUCACCCGUGCCUUUCAGUUGGCCGAGGGGCAAUCUUUAAAUGUUUACACAGAUUCUAAAUAUGCGUUUCAUAUCCUGCUGUCUCAUGCGGCCAUCUGGAAGGAGCGCGGGCUUCUCACAACGAAGGGAGGCUCUAUUACCAACUCAGAGUAUAUCAUAGACUUACUAAAAGCUUCCCAUCUCCCUAAAGCUAUAGGAAUUAUUCACUGCCGGUCUCAUCAGUCUGACAGCUCUAUUGUCUCCAAGGGAAACAAUCGAGCUGACAGAGCCGCUAAGACAGCAGCACUCCAGAGCCCAGGUCUGCCUCAGCUACCUCAGGGAGUACUAACAGCACAGCCCAUGGCCUCGCAGACACCUCCUGACACCAAACAGAUCCUGUCCUACCUGCACCAGCUAUUUCAUCCCAAUAAAAGAGCUUUACUUAAUUUCAUAAAAAUAUAUAUUAAACCAACACCUGAGGACAUCAGGUUCCUAAAGGCUACCACUGCCUCCUGUGAGAUCUGCCAAAAGUCAGAUCCCAGGACCAAAUAUCGUAGCUUUCCUUUCCCUACUCACCAAGCCAGGGGCUCCCUUCCGGGAACUGACUGGCAGCUGGAUUUUACUCAUAUGCCCACAGUUAAAAAAAUUAAAUAUCUCCUGGUGUUGGUGGAUACAAUGUCUGGGUGGGUUGAAGCCUUCCCCACCUCUAACAAGAGAGCCCAGACAGUUUCUGAUAUCCUCCUCCGAGAAAUUGUUCCGCGGUUCGGGCUCCCAACUUCUCUUCAGUCAGAUAACGGCCCAGAGUUUACUUCCCAGAUUUCUCAGAAUCUGUCUAGGGCACUUGGAAUCCCCUGGAAUUUUCAUAUACCAUACCACCCCCAGUCUUCAGGUAAGGUAGAACGGACUAACCGCUCUUUAAAGGAUGCCCUCGUUAAGAUGUCACAAGAACUACACCUCGACUGGGUAAGACUUUUGCCUCUGGCCCUUCUCAGGCUCCGGGCUCUCCCAAAGGGCCCUCUUUUCAUUUCACCCUUUGAACUCAUGUAUGGGCGGCCGGUUUUAACCCCUGGCCUCCCAUCGGGAACCUCUCCCCUUCCUGAUCACCUGCUCACUCCCCUCCUUUUCCACCUACGUUCACUGCUGUGGGACUUCACGGAUCACUCACUACCUCAACCAUGUGCCAACGCAUGCCCACCGCCGGUUAAAAUAGGAGAUAAGGUUUUAUUCUCACCUCCAGGUCAACGUCCCUUACCCCUUUCCCCUAAAUGGCAGGGUCCUCUCAGGGUAAUUCUUCUAACUCCCACAGCUGCCAAGCUCGAGGGAAUUCCUCACUGGAUUCACCUGUCACAUCUGAAACCGUUCAUCCCUACAGCUCAGAACAAUCCUCCUUACACGGUAACUCAGACGGGACCAUGUUCCCUCAAGUUCCAAAGGACAACAGGUCCAACCCCCUCUACUCCAGCCUAAGGAAAACAACGGUCUCAUUUUUCAUUUUUUCCUCCUGUGCUAAUACACCCCCCCUUUUUCUAAAUUCCUAAAUAACCAUCCAGUUGUCUCUACAGGAAUCAUCAUCAAACACAGAGCCAAGAGGUUCAGGUGAUAAGCAAAUGCUUAACCAAGUUCCUGACAUAACAGGUUUGUCACUGACUGCAGCAGUGACCCCUAAAAUGUUAAGGAAUAUAUGAUUAAAAUCUAUUUCUUUUAAGACAUUCUCUUUAAGCUCCAAGACACCAGCCGGACCCACCUGGACAAAGCAGACACAAGCAGAACGGAAUAAGUAUCAUUCAAUCAACGGAAUAAGUAUCAUUUACCUUUUUUAUUCUUAUUCUUAACCCCUGGCCUCCUGAAGCCCACCCCCUCCACCCCAAAUCUCCCCUCUAACUUUUUUUCUUUCUACUAAUGCAACUUUUGUUUUCCAGCAUCCUAACGGUGACCCAGCCACUCAAGAGCCAGACAGAUACAAUCUCCAGACAGAUGCGAUUUCUUCAAUCAGCCACUUGAUGCCAGCGGACAAAACAUCGAUAUGACAUCAUCAGGACAAUAGGACGCUCCCCGGACCCCUCGACGCCCAAAGUCAGCAGGAAGCAGUCAUGAGAGACCGGGCUACGCCCCUAUUCCCUACCCGUUAAGACCCUCAACCCCCCCCCUCAAUUUUUUUUUUAAUAAAACCAAAAGGGUGGAAUGUUGUUCCUUUGGAGACAAGGCCACACAUGCGCAGAAAAUACAGUCUCCAAGUGGACUACAAACCCCAAAAUGCCCAGAGCCCUUUAAAAAUGGGCGUUCCAACCCGCCCUCUCUCUCUUCUCUCGCGCUCCCCCCUCCUCUUCCCCUUUCGUCUCUUCACUCCCGUUCCUUGUAUGUUACCCUCCCCCAUUAAAGUUUACCCACGUGGGA
Chionomys nivalis (European snow vole) is the source of this 3594-nucleotide messenger RNA. RefSeq lists its product as uncharacterized. The transcript has 2 exons. NCBI's taxonomy places the organism in Eukaryota, Metazoa, Chordata, Mammalia, Rodentia, Cricetidae. Gene Ontology annotation, biological process: DNA integration. The coding region runs from base 715 to 2667 and encodes 650 amino acids. The record is from RefSeq and is a predicted model, not a curated record. Gene Ontology annotation, molecular function: RNA stem-loop binding; RNA-DNA hybrid ribonuclease activity.